AUGCCUCCUGUCCUCCACUGCGUGCGCCACGCACAGGGCUUCCAUAACCUCAAUAUUGCGAACCAUGUCAUCCAAGACCCCCUGCUUACCCCACACGGGGAAAACCAAUGCCGCACCCUCCACGCCAAUUUUCCAUAUCAUUCCCAGAUUGACUUAAUCGUUGCUUCACCGCUCAGGCGCACUAUUUACACAGCGCUGCAUUCAUUUGAGGAUAUCAUUCGGGAAAAGGAGCUGAAGAUUAUUGCGUUACCGGAGAUCCAGGAAACGAGUGACGUUCCCUGUGAUACUGGGAGCGAUCUCGCUGACUUGAAGCAAGAAGUAGAGGAGAAAGGGUUGCCUGUUGAUUUGUCAUUAGUCCCGGAAGAUUGGAAUGAUAAGACAAAGGAGAAAUGGUCGGCAAACGCUAAGUCAGUCACUGCCCGUGCUCGCGAAGCAAGAGGAUGGCUGAAGGCUCGACCGGAAAAGCAUAUAGCCAUGGUAUCUCACGGCGGUGUCUUACACUACUUUAGUGAGGACUGGCAGGAUAGCACACUCUAUCAAGUCACCAAAAAGAAACCAAGCCCGAAGAACUAUACUAAUGUUCGUCCUUCGCCCACCUACCCAGGCACCGGCUGGGCCAACACUGAAUUUCGAACCUACGAAUUCACCGAUACGGUCGACGAAGACGAUUUAUACGGGAACAAAGUUGGCCUCGACAACGCAACUAUUCGGGAGACCAUCGAUUCUAGGAAAAGGAGAGGCAAGUCGGUACUUGAGCCCCCAACGCGGGAUAUGCAGAAACAGUUUUUCGUCCAGGCGAUGACUGGAUGGGAAAACCAGGUUGCGCAAGCCUUGGCUGCAGAUAAAGAGAUGAAUGAAAAGGACGAGGCAAUAGAAGUUACGCAGAAGCCGUCUGUGUCCGUCACUGCUGAAUAG
Molecule: messenger RNA, 915 nt
Organism: Arthroderma uncinatum
Lineage: Eukaryota; Fungi; Ascomycota; Eurotiomycetes; Onygenales; Arthrodermataceae
Exons: 4
Coding region: 1-915 (304 amino acids)
Cellular component (GO): cytoplasm
Molecular function (GO): phosphatase activity
Source: RefSeq, a predicted model, not a curated record